AUGGCAUCGUUAUUAAAUGGCCCCGCUUCAGCGGCGGUCGAUGAACGGUGUCCCCUGAUCGCCCAUCCUGUGGCAGACGCCAAUUCGAGCGCCUUCCCCCACAGCGAAACCCAGAGCCAUAGAGUGGCGGCAAGAGUUGCCAACCGACUUUACGUGUCUCAUUUCUUAUCAACAUGGAACACUCGAGUCUUCGAAUUCGGCGCGGUGCUCUACCUGGCCUCGAUCUUCCCGGGGACACUGCUGCCCAUGUCGGUUUAUGCUCUGACUCGCGGCACGGCUGCCAUAAUUUUCUCGUCGGCCGUUGGGCAGUAUAUCGACACAGGCAAUCGUCUUCGAGUCGUCAGGCUGUCAAUUGUCCUGCAGCGACUCGUUGUAGCAGGAUCAUUGGUCAUCUUCUACAUCCUCGCUAUCGGUCUGCCACUCGCUCACGGCGCGGAGACGGGCCUGCUGGUGCUCCUGGCGCUCUUGGCAUGCGUUGAAAUACUCUGCGCUAUCAUGAAUCUGGUGUCCGUCGAGAGGGACUGGUAUAGUCUGCUGCCCGUCUUGCUGACUGUCAAUUUAGUCAUCAACGCACGAAUGAGGCGUAUCGACUUGAUCUGCAAGCUUAUUGGUCCCUUGUUCAUAGCUCUCAUCGACGGCAUCUCAACGGAAGUCGCAAUAUUGGUCAAUUUGGGAAUGAACGUAGCGUCGGUGGCUGUGGAAUACUUUGCGAUAGCCAAGGUCUAUUACGAGGUUCCCGAACUACAACGGCCUAAGAGGAAGCCCCGAGAGGAACUGCUCGAUAGAGUAUUCGAAAAUGAAAGCCACUUUGCACACAACUGGCGGCAUGUCCAAAUGGCCAUAAAAAAGAGCAGCCAGGAUUUUAGUCUCUACUUCCAUCACCCGGCUUUCCUACCUUCAUUCGCUGGCGCUCUAUUAUAUUUAACAGUGCUAUCAUUUUCAGGGCAAAUGGUAACCUAUCUACUCUCAGCUGGCUAUAGUGCUGCCCAGAUUGGUAUAGCAAGGACUCUGUCUGUAGCCUUUGAGGUCUUAUCCACAUGGGUCGCACCUUGGUUAAUGGGGAGAAUUGGACCUAUACGCGCCGGUAUCUGGCUAGUUAACUGGCAGAUCGUCUGUUUGGUGGCUGGAAUAGCGGUCUUUUGGGCACUCCUUAAUCGGCCUACCAUCUCUGCAUCCGGGCUCGUGGGUGGCACGAUCCUAAGCCGCCUAGGUUUAAGAGGAUUCGACCUCUGUAUACAGAUCAUUAUCCAGGAGGACGUCGAAGCCACUCACCGGGGAUCCUUCUCCACUGUCGAAGCUGCUUGGCAAAAUGCGUUCGAGCUUUGCUCUUUCGUCUCCACUAUCAUCUUCUCGCGCCCCGAACAAUUUAAGUGGCCGGUGCUCCUUAGCGUCGUCGCGGUCGUCACCGCGGGGGUCCUAUACACGAUCUUUGUUUAUUUGCGGCGUGGUCACUUAUUGCAUCUAGCGAAGUGGAAAGACAUCAUGGGUUCCCAGAAGGGGAGGCAGCGCUCAAGGGAAGAGGGAAUCCAAAGGAUCGCAUCGAGUAGUGAUAUGUAG
This is a messenger RNA of Venustampulla echinocandica, 1557 nucleotides long. RefSeq lists its product as uncharacterized. Gene Ontology annotation, molecular function: iron ion transmembrane transporter activity. The coding region runs from base 1 to 1557 and encodes 518 amino acids. Gene Ontology annotation, cellular component: membrane. The transcript is spliced from 5 exons. Lineage: Eukaryota; Fungi; Ascomycota; Leotiomycetes; Helotiales; Pleuroascaceae. Gene Ontology annotation, biological process: iron ion transmembrane transport. The record is from RefSeq and is a predicted model, not a curated record.